AUGGUGAACGUUCUACAAGAACUGCUAAAUGUUUGCCGAUUUUGUUUGUGCGACAGCGAACGGGAUUUGAAACCUAUUUUGGAAACAUUGGAUUCUACACUAACGACCGACGAGGUGGCACGAUAUACUGGUAUACAGGUUAAUGCCGACGAACAUUGCUCACUGUAUGCGAUAUGCGUGGCGUGUACAAGCAUCCUGAGGAAAUCAAUAGAAUUUCGACAAACAUGCCUUAACAACCAAAAACACGUCGAAGAACUGCUUAUGAUGUUGGUUGCCAGUGCAGUAAACACGCCCUACGAAUCUGCAGAGAGCGUACAAUGGGUGGAUAGUGCGAAUGAGGAGAUAAAUAUAUGUGUGGACCAGAUUCAGGAGGAAGACAGCGACAAUGAAUUCAUUGCCAAGCUAAACAAUACUCAGCCACCGAAUGUAUGUAAUAUGGAUAAUGAUAUGUACUGUGCCAACUACAUCGAGCCCGCCAAAUCGUACAAUGCUGAUAACAACGAUAUUUGGGCAAGGCCAACGGAGGAGUGCAAGAAAAGACCGAGAAAAAAGUACACCUACAAAAAAGAUGCACCACCGGCACCCAUCGUUAAAGAACGGAAAAGGAAGAGAAAAAUUUAUGAAUUUUCUGUACUUGCCGAAAGCGAAUUGUACUACGUGAAGACGUACAAAGAUGUAAAACGAUUGUAUAUGAAGACGCUAUGCGAGGUUUGCGGAAAACUAGUUACCUCCUUUACAAGCCACAUGGAAACUCAUUUCCCAGAGACAACGCACAGUUGUCCGCACUGUCCGGUUAAGAUGAAAAAGAGAAACAAUAUGUCACAGCACAUCAAAACCGUACAUUAUAAAGUCGUUGGCAAAACAUGCGACAUAUGCGGCCAGGGCUUCGUACACCACAAAACUUAUCGUUAUCAUAUGCUCUCCCACCAAUCUGAAGGAAAAGCAUUUGAAUGCAAACCAUGCGGCAAAACAUUUAACAAACCGUUCGGUCUUAGAGAUCAUCAUAAUAGAGUUCAUAAUAUUGCCAGAAGCUUGAAACGAACAGCUUAG
This is a messenger RNA of Anopheles marshallii, 1050 nucleotides long. Its product is annotated as zinc finger protein 200-like. The transcript has 3 exons. NCBI's taxonomy places the organism in Eukaryota, Metazoa, Arthropoda, Insecta, Diptera, Culicidae. The record is from RefSeq and is a predicted model, not a curated record. Gene Ontology annotation, cellular component: nucleus; chromosome. The coding region runs from base 1 to 1050 and encodes 349 amino acids. Gene Ontology annotation, biological process: regulation of transcription by RNA polymerase II. Gene Ontology annotation, molecular function: chromatin insulator sequence binding; zinc ion binding.